Xyrauchen texanus (razorback sucker) is the source of this 5842-nucleotide messenger RNA. RefSeq names its product protocadherin alpha-C2-like. Gene Ontology annotation, molecular function: calcium ion binding. Gene Ontology annotation, cellular component: plasma membrane. Bases 199 to 3168 code for a protein of 989 amino acids. NCBI's taxonomy places the organism in Eukaryota, Metazoa, Chordata, Actinopteri, Cypriniformes, Catostomidae. The transcript has 4 exons. The record is from RefSeq and is a predicted model, not a curated record. Gene Ontology annotation, biological process: homophilic cell-cell adhesion.
AGGAUAAGCGCGGACAAAGGAAACAUGGGCGCAUCUAAGAAGUAUCCGUGCGCUUCAAUAGAAUGGACAAUUAGUCCAUUGUGCACAUAAAUGGAAAACCAAUUAGUUGCAUUUAAUGCUGAAGUGGGAGGCAAGGUACUGCAAACUGAAAAGGCGGAGUGUUGUUUUUAAUCCGUCUGCGGAUCCUAUGAUCUUGCGAUGGCUGUUGCAGGGAUAUGUGAUUGCCUAGGAAGAAAAGUGCCUCUUUCUUUUUUGGUAUUUUUGUUAUUUUGUGGCCUUGCUUUUGGACAAAUACGAUAUUCCGUCCCAGAGGAAUCUGAGAGUGGAACGAUUGUAGGUGAAAUUGCACAGGAUUUGGGAUUGGAUAUGCGAAAGCUCUCCACCCGAAAGAUUAAGGUAACAUCUAACAGUGGUAAAAGGUACGUGGAUUACAAGAAUGGGAAAUUAUUGGUGAACGAGAGAAUUGACAGAGAGACACUGUGUGAUGCGAGCACCCCGUGCAUUUUGAAUCUAGAGGUUCUGCUUGAAAAUCCGCCUGAAGAUCAUAAUGUCGAGGUGGAGGUAACAGACGUGAAUGAUAAUACGCCGCAGUUCCCCAGAGACGAGUAUCAGUUGGAAAUUACUGAGUCGGCUUUGCCAGGCUCUCGUUUUCCAAUCGAGCACGCGCAAGAUCCGGACAUCGGCCCCAAUUCGGUCCGAUUAUACCGACUCAGCCCAAACGAGCAUUUCGCUCUUGAUUCCAACAAACCAUCGUUGAAUACCAAGCACAUCGAGCUCGUUCUCAAAAAGCCCUUGGACCGCGAGCUCGCCCCUUACCAUCAACUAAUCCUGACAGCGACAGACGGUGGCACACCAGCACGAACAGGUACCACAAAAAUUAACGUACGCGUAUUAGAUUCGAAUGACAAUAACCCUUUGUUUGACAGUUCAGUAUAUAAAGUGAAAUUGCUCGAAAAUUCGCCAAAAGACACCCUGGUUAUCAAACUGAAUGCCACGGAUCGAGAUGAGGGAACAAACGGGGAGGUGCUUUAUUCAUUUAGCAGUUACACCCCUGACAGGGUCAGGCAAAUGUUCAGCAUGGACACUAACACUGGAGAAAUCCGAGUGAGGAGCAAUGUGGACUAUGAGGACACCAAUUCGCAUGAAAUGUAUAUUCAGGCCAUGGACAAAGGUCCCGCUCCAGUGGCAGCCCAUUGCAAAGUGGUUGUGGAGGUUGUAGACAUGAAUGACAAUGUGCCCGAGAUUGUGCUCUCUUCUUUGUCCAGUCCAGUGCGUGAAGAUGCCCGUGCGGACACAGUGGUGGCCCUAAUCAGCGUUACAGACCGGGACUCGGGCCCAAAUAAACAGGUGACCCUUGAAAUCCCACCUGGCCUCCCUUUCAAAAUCAAGUCCUUUAGAAAUUACUACACUUUGGUGACCUCUGCCUUCCUUGACCGUGAGACCACAGCAGCCUAUAAUGUCACACUCAGUGCCACCGAUGGCGGUAAUCCUUCCCUUUCUUCUCAGAAAACCAUUCAGGUGGAUGUCGCUGAUGUAAAUGACAACCCUCCACGAUUUGAGCAGACGUCCUACACUGUGUAUGUCAUGGAGAACAAUGCACCUGGAGCCUCGCUCUGCACAGUCAAGGCUCAGGACUCAGAUGUCAAUGAAAAUGCUCGCAUCACUUACACAGUGCUCAAUGACAACAAUCAUGGCAUCCCUGUCACCUCUUAUGUGUCAGUAAAAGCAGACACUGGUGUUGCCUAUGCCCUUCGCUCCUUUGACUAUGAGUCAUUACGGGAGUUUCACUUCCAGGUUAAAGCUCAGGAUGGAGGUAUCCCACCACUUAGCCGUGUUGCCACUGUCUACAUCUACAUAAUGGAUAAUAAUGACCACCCGCCUGAGAUUGUGAGUCCCCCAGCCAAUGGUACGCGCUCAACAGAGACAGUGCUAAAAAAUGCAGAGCCGGGUACACUGAUCACAAAAGUGGUGGCCUAUGAUGCCGAUGCAGGUCAGAACGCAUGGGUCAUUUAUCUGCUGGACCAGGCCAGUGAUCCGGACCUAUUUAAAGUGCACGAGCACACAGGAGAGAUUCGCACCACUCGGCGUGUCUUAGAAGACAACUCUACUUCCUUUAGCCUUACUGUAUUAGUGAAGGACCAUGGUGAACCAUCCUUGUCAUCAACCGCCACCAUCAAUGUUGCCGUCAUGGAGGUUCCACCCAAAGUCAUGCCUGACCCCAAACGAAUAAUUCGCCCACACAGCACACUUUUGUUUUCCAACGUGACUUUGUACCUCAUCGUGGCCUUGAGUGCCACCACCUUUGUGUUCCUGGUGACAGUGGUUGUGCUGGCUAUUGUGCGUUGCCAUGCCUACUGCACUCAACCUGGGUCCUGCUCACCCUGCUGUGUGUCCCAGAAGGCCCAAGUAGAGGGUGGAUCUGGAGGUGGAGGGGGAGGAGGAGGUGGGGUUGGUGGCUCUCAGCCCAAUAGCAACGUUGCGCUCCGCCGAGACCUUAAGGUUGAGCCCCAUUAUAUUGAGGUCCGUGGUAAUGGCUCCCUGACCAAGACCUAUUGCUACAAGACCUGUAUGACCGCUACGUCAGGCAGUGACACCUUCAUGUUCUACAACACAGGCCGACCCAUCAGUGGCACCUGGGGCUCCGAGCGCUUUUUUACAGGAGGUAGCGGAUUAGUUCGCAGGCUCAGUAUGCCAGAUGCAGCACUACAGCCCAAAGGGCCAAAUGCUGACUGGCGUUACUCUGCGUCGUUGAGGGCAGGAGUGCAGAGUUCUGUGCAUAUGGAGGAGGCAUCAGCUGUGAUGCAGGGAGCUCAAGGCAUGCUUGUCCAGAACUGGCCCACGGUCUCCAGUGCUGCAGAUGGGGAGGGAGAGGGACAGCUGUCCCCUCCUGUUGGAGCCGGAAUCAACAGUAACAGCUGGAGUUUCAACUAUGGAGCCGGCCCCGGCUAUGGCCCUCCACAAGCCCUGAAGCCAGGCGAGAUCCCCCCUGAAGCCUUCAUAAUUCCUGGCUCUCCUGCCAUCAUCUCCAUCCGACAGGACCCAGGUGCCGUUGAUGAUAAGGGUGAGUUCAUCACCUUUGGAAAGAAAGAGGAGUCCAAGAAGAAGAAAAAGAAGAAAAAGGAAAAGAAAGACAAGAAGGAUAAAGGAAAAGAGGAUGGGGAUGAGUAAUGAAGAAAAAUUCGAAUAAAAUAUUAGAGCUAUCAACUUGUGGCAAAGGUUGACAGAAAGAGAAAGCCAAAAAUUUUGAAAAGAGAGGAGUAAUUUCUUUCAGUGGAUCUCACCACCCAAUUAAUAAAUCUACAAUGUCCAGUCCUGGGCAGAACAGGGUUUGUGCCCUAUUCACGAACUUACAAACCACAAAUUAAACCUGCAAACAUGUCUCCAUGAAUUUGAUUGGCUAUUUUCCUAGUUUUGACCCUGACUUGGUGCAAAAAAGCACUCCAGUCUGCAAAAUGUUAACCAAACAUACUUAUACCUUUGCAAAUCUUCCUCUUUGAAAAGGAUUUAACAAAGUUCCAGUUAAGCUGGAUAUGAACUCACAUGCCAUACCAAGAGCAGCAUUGUUCUCUGACUCCAUCCCUACCUCCCUCACUCAACUUUCAGAGGCGAGAAAACAACCACUCUUCACCUCAUCUUAUACCUUGAUAUGCUACAAACAACGCUGUUUCAGAAAAAGACAAAAAUCGAACUGCAAAUUUUUCUGAGCUGGACACAGAUUAUGUGUGUGCAAAAAGACCACUCUCCAAUUGCUAAUACAGAAUAUCUAAAGUAAACAUCUUCAGAGAUGGAUAUGUAGCAGGUUACUCCAAGACAAUUGCUUUCACUAACAAAAUGUCCUAGAACAGGGCAUAGAGAUUGCUAACACCCACAUCUAUCUUGCUGAAAUCUCAAAACUCAUGCUGAAAUCUUAAAAAAAAAAUGCUUUAGCCAGUAUAUUUUAUAAGAGCAAAUAAAUAUCUGCUUAUACAAUACAAAAAGCAUGCACACAUGUGUUUACAAAUUUGUACACACACAAGGAUGUCCAUACAGCUAAAGAGAUAAAACACUUUUUGAGAGUUUCUUGAUCUCUAAUGCAUAACACACUCAGAAAAGCCUAAUGUAAGGCUACUGGCUGUUCACACCCUCUACAUCUAAGGCCAACACAGGACUGAAGCACAGUAUUCUGUCAGACUCAAAAAAAAGAACAGUAGAAUAGAUGCUUUGAUGCUUCUUUCCAAAAUACACCUACCCACCUUGCUGCUGUUUUGAAUGUUUGAUUGGUCCCACUUCCUGCCGGCUUUUUGUCUCAGUCCAGCUAUUUGCUCUUACCCACUGCUUGUAAAUUCUGCUAAUCUGUUGCUAACCUCCUUUACCCACUGCUGUGUACUGGCCUAAGUCAGUACUUCCCCCUGGUGGUUCGUAUUGUACAAUGCGACAUAAAGGACCAGAAAAGUCUUGUGCUUGAAUCACAAAUCAAGGAAUAGUUCAACAACAAUGAACAUUCUGUCAUCAUUCAGUCACCAUUCUAGAUGCAAUGAUAGUGAAUGGUGACUGAUGGUAAUAUUUAGCAAAAUGUCUCCAUUUGUGUUCAACGGAAGAAAGAAAGUCAUACAAGUUUGGAACAACAUGAGGGUAGAUGACAGAAUGAUCACUUUUGGGUAAACUAUUAUUUGAUAGUUGUCAUAGUUGAAUCAAGCCUGUACAAUGCAAAUGGCUUUACACUCCUAGACCACACUUCUCCUGGAAAAUAGAAGCACAUGUACUGGCCUCUACAUACACACACAAACUCUGACACACCAAUUUUGCUCUCACAGCAGUGGAAACACCACAGUCUAUGCAGCCAUGCUUGUGGAUAUGGCUUUGCUUCAGAAUUAUGGUGCUUUCUAAGGUAAAGAUGGAGGGUGAAAGGAGAUUAGACUGGGACUGGAAGGACUACAUUUAUUGGCAGUACAGAGUUUUUCUACUGUAUAUAGUGUUUGAUUAACAUUCUGACAUACUUUAGUUUUUUUUUAGUUUUUUUAGAGGGAGCACAUCUUUUCCUUCUGUCUUGUCUGUAGAGAUGCUGUUAGGUAAAGGAGAGAUGUUUGUGCUGCUAUGAGGCUGCAUCAUCACAAGCACACACCCACUCUCACUCAAGUCUCUUUCAGGUGUGGUUCAGUGCUGUCAGAUCACAAAGUGACUGUUUGCAUGUUAAACACAGUUAAAACUGAAACUAUAUAUAUAUAGAUAUACGUAAAUUAACAAAUAUGUUUUUCAUAAAGAUUUUCUUGUCAUUUAUGAAGAAAUCUGGGACUUGUAUUGUCUCUUGAAAUAUGUGGACAUAAAUCAGAUUAUUCCCUCAGACAUACAUGAACAUAUAUUGAUAAUAUACACUCACAUAGAGAAAGAGAAACAGACAGCGCAUAAAAAGAACACACGGGAACCAUGUCAGCCCUGUGUCAUUUGACGUUGACAUUAACAUUCUAGGUAUGUGUAAUUCUGUAGUGUUAUUGUCUAAUGCUCUUUUGUUUUAUAAUUUGUGCAACUUGAAAGGAUCAAACCUUCGUUUUGUGCUAGGCUUUGAAAUCAAUAACACCGUAAUGUGAAACCAAUCCAUACAUUCAUAUAAUAUAAACACCUACCUUAAAAAAAAUUUAAAAAUAAAAAUGAUAAAAAAAAGGGUCUAUGUAUUCUUCCUGUGUGUAGUAAUUAUCUAUAAAUUCAUCCAGUGCCAAAGUGGCAUGAUGCUUUUGACUUUGCAAAUCUGUUUGACAAAAACUUUUGUACACCUGCUCAUCAGUGUAAUGGUGUUUAUUAUUUUAUAUUACUUUAUACAAUCUGGUAAUGUGUUUUGUUUAUAAAUCACAAAUAAAGGUUUCUUUCA